AUGGGCACCGGAGUUGUCUUCGAUCGAGUCUUGCCCGUCAAGUACGCCCUGAGCGGCCCCAAGUGGUGCGCGGUAGUCGGAUCGGCCCUGACGGGGGCUUUCGCGGGCAACUACUUCUUCAAGAAUUACAUCAUGCGCAAGAACCCACCAAAUCCGCCCCGAGACCCCAACGAGAGGCCGCCGGAGCGCCACCCGCACGCGCCGGAGGAAGAAUGA
This is a messenger RNA of Eimeria necatrix, 216 nucleotides long. RefSeq lists its product as hypothetical. The transcript is spliced from 2 exons. Lineage: Eukaryota; Apicomplexa; Conoidasida; Eucoccidiorida; Eimeriidae. The record is from RefSeq and is a predicted model, not a curated record. Bases 1 to 216 code for a protein of 71 amino acids.